GGAGUGCAGGCGAGCUGAGCUCAGGCCGCUGCUCUCCGCCUCCUCCCUCUCCGAGCUGAGCUGGCUGAUGGAGCGCAGGGCUAGGGCUGGCUCUUGCCGAGCCCCUGGUCCCGGGUAGCCUGGUCCCCAGAGAGGGAGAGGCCUGUGCCCAGCAGAGCUCUGCUGGGCCCGGAGAGCUCCCCUCACCCCACCAUGCCUCUGUUGGACGUGUUUUGGGCUUGCUUCAGGAAAGUGAAGUGCUUCCCAUUGCUGCAGGGGAGGAAGAAUGCCGGACACAAUCUGAACUGGACUUUAAAGACUGUGAAUACAAAGUUCAAGUCGUCUUAACAAAACAGCCCUCUCGGAUGAUAACUUUCAUAGAGCUGCUUUCAAAACCAGACAGAAGCCAACCAGAUGCACACAGUAACCUCAGAGAAGCUGAGGCCAAAAAAGCAUGCAGGUGGCUCCGAGCGACAGGAUUCCCUCAGUAUGCUCAGCUUUUUGAAGAAGGUUCGUUUCCUGUGGAUAUUGGCUCUGUGAAGAAGGACCACGGUUUUCUGGACGAGGACUCUUUGGGGGCCUUGUGCAGGAGGCUGAUGACCUUGAACAGUUGUGCCUCGAUGAAACUGGAGGUUCAUUUUCAAUGCAAGCAGAAUGAAGACUCAGAGGAGGAAGAGCAUUGUACCAUCAGCAACCACUGGGCCUUCCAGCGAGAAAGUAAGCGCUGGUCUCACGUGGGCUCCUCUGACCUGCUGGCCCCACCAAGCCCUGGCUUACCAGUGACCUCCAGCUGUGAGAGCGUCCUCACUGAGCUUAGUGCCAUCUCCCUGCCAGCCAUCACUGUGAGCCUACCACCCGGGCCAGUGGACCUGCCCUUGCUAGGCUGUGCUCCCAGCCCAAGUGGCCGGCCCUUCCUCAGCCCCACUCAGAACCGGGAGACUCCACAGGACAAAGCCAAGAAGCACCGUUCCCGGAGCUUCCUCAAGCACCUUGAGUCUCUGAGGCGGAAGGAAAAGGGUGGCAGCCGGCAAGCAGAGCCAGAGCGCAGCUCAGCCACCUCGGAGAAGGCCACCAAAGCCGCCUCUUUCCGAAGUCGCCGUGGCUUCCUCUACAGGGCCAAGAACCGGGCGGCCACCUCAGCCAGUGGCGGUGGCACUGAGACUCAGAGGGCCUGGGAGGCCUGGCCUGUGGCCACAUUCCAGCAUCCUCGGCGGGCACACUGGGGUGACUGCCUGGUGCACGUGCCCAGGGACCACAAACCAGGCACGUUCCCUCGCUCCCUGUCCAUUGAGAGCCUGUGCCCUGAGGAUGGACACCACCUGGCAGAUCGGCAGCCAGGUAGCUGCUGGGGCUAUGAAGGGCGCCGGGGCUCCUGUGGCUCCGCGGGCAGCCACGCCAGCACCUAUGACAACAUGCCUGAGCUGUACCCAGCUGAGCCUGUCCUGGCUGGUGCCGAGGCUGAAGAGCAGGAGGAGCGUGGGGACAGCUACACGCACCUGGAUGACAUCCUCCAGCACGUGUGGGGGCUGCAGCAGCGGGUGGAGCUCUGGUCUCAGGCCAUGUACCCAGACCUGGGGCCUGGAGAUAAGGAAGAGGAAGAAGAGGAGGAAGCCGCCUCAUCGGUAGAAAUAGCCACCGGUGGAGUGGAAGGCCAGACCGAUGAGGCUCAGGCCCAGGAAGAGGCUCCAGCCCUCAGGGAGUCCUUAGCCCUGGGCCAGGCGGAUGUCCAGCCAGGAGUCCCGGCUCAGGCUCAGGCCCCAGCUGAGGCUGAGCUCCUGGCACUGGCAGAGGCCGGGGCUCCCGGCUUGGCCCAGGAUCAUGAGCAGGAGGCAAAUUCAGGCGGGGAACCCACCUCUGCCUCCAGUCUGUCUGUGGAAGAAGGACGCUCCAUUUCUGACACUGUGGCCUCCUCCAGUGAGCUGGACAGUAGCGGGAACUCCACAAACGAGACCGAGGCCACAGGGUCCCCGGCUGGACUCCAGGCAUCAGCACCCCGUGAACGACGAGAUUCAGGUGUUGGGGCCUCACUUACCAGACCCUGCAGGAAGCUCCGUUGGCACAGCUUCCAGAACUCCCACCGGCCCAGCCUCAAUUCGGAGUCGCUGGAGAUCAACCGGCAGUUUGCCAGCCAGAUCCACCUCUUGCACAAGGGCUCACUGCUGCGGCUCACCGCCUUCAUGGAGAAGUACACCGUCCCCCACAAACAGGGCUGGGUCUGGUCAGUGCCCAAGUUCAUGAAGAGGAACAAGACACCGGACUACCGGGGUCAGCAUGUGUUUGGGGUGCCGCCCCUCAUCCAUGUGCAGCGCACAGGCCAGCCACUACCCCAGAGCAUUCAGCAAGCCAUGCGCUACCUGCGUAGCCAGUGCCUGGACCAGGUGGGCAUCUUCCGCAAGUCCGGGGUGAAGUCCAGGAUCCAGAACCUGCGUCAAAUGAAUGAGACCUCCCCCGACAACGUCUGCUAUGAGGGCCAGUCUGCCUAUGAUGUGGCUGACCUGCUGAAGCAGUAUUUCCGGGACCUGCCUGAGCCAAUCUUCACCAGCAAGCUCACUCCCACUUUCCUACAGAUCUACCAGCUCCUCCCCAAGGAUCAAUGGUUGGCAGCCGCGCAAGCCGCCACCUUGCUGCUCCCCGAUGAGAACCGAGAGGUGCUACAGACCCUGCUCUAUUUCCUAAGCGACAUUGCCUCUGCUGAGGAAAACCAGAUGACAGCUGGUAACCUGGCUGUGUGCCUGGCACCUUCCAUCUUCCACCUCAACGUCUCCAAGAAGGAUAACCCUUCCCCCAGGAUCAAGAGCAAACGCAGCCUGGUUGGCCGGCCAGGCCCUAGGGACUUGAGUGAGAACAUGGCUGCCACCCAGGGCCUGUCACACAUGAUCAGUGACUGCAAGAAACUUUUCCAGGUGCCCCAGGACAUGGUGCUACAACUGUGUGGCUCCUACAGCGCAGCUGAGCUCAGCCCUCCGGGCCCAGCGCUGGCUGAGCUGCGGCAGGCCCGAGCUUCUGGCAUGAGCCUGAGCCUCUACAUGGAAGAGAGCAUCCAGGAGCUGCUGCGCGAUGCCGCUGAGCGCUUCAAGGGCUGGAUGAGUGUGCCAGGGCCCCAGCACACGGAGCUGGCUUGCAAGAAGGCACCAGACGGGCACCCGCUGUGUGUGUGGAAGGCAUCCGCAGAAGUGGCUGCCCCCCCGGCCGUGGUGCUACAGCGUGUCCUGCGGGAGAGGGCCCUCUGGGAUGAGGACCUUCUGCGGGCCCAGGUGUUGGAAGCCCUGAUGCCGGGUGUGGAGCUGUACCACUACGUCACCGACAGCAUGGCACCCCAUCCCUGCCGCGACUUUGUGGUGCUCCGGAUGUGGCGCUCUGACCUGCCCCGUGGGGGCUGCCUCCUCGUCUCUCAGUCCCUGGAUCCUGAGCAACCCGUGCCAGAGUCGGGGGUGCGGGCCCUCAUGCUCACCUCCCAGUACCUCAUGGAACCUUGCGGCCUGGGCCGCUCCCGGCUCACUCACAUCUGCCGCGCUGACCUCAGGGGCCGUUCUCCUGACUGGUACAACAAAGUCUUCGGGCACCUGUGUGCCAUGGAGGUGGCAAAGAUCCGGGACUCCUUCCCGACCCUGCAGGCAGCUGGCCCUGAGACAAAGUUGUGAGCCUUGGCCUGGCCCCAGAGUGGCACCAACGCAGUGAGGGGGAACGGGAGCAGAGCAGCCCCCGGAUGGAUGCUGCUUCCAAGGGUAGAGGCAAGGCCACGCGGUCGCCCUCACUUCCUGAAGCUCCUCCACAUGUACAGGGAAGGAAAAGCGAAUUUCAGUGUCCUGUCUCCACUCCACCUCCACCCGCAAACCUGUGUUCUGCCCUCCCGAGAGAGAGGAGUCAUUUUUGGAGCAGGAAGACGGCUACUGCCCUUCAAGUCCAAGGAGCCACCAGUCAGUCUGAAGCCUUCCCAGCUCCUCCGCCUGCGGGGUGAGGAGGCAGAGAGUAGUGUGUGCGCCUAGCUCUCUGCCAUUCUGAGAGGCCAAGCCAUCCUGUUCGGUGCUAGGGUCCCUUUGAGUGUGGACAGGACGUUCUGGUAGUGCCUUUGGGCCCAACAUUGGUCCUAAACUGGUUUUUGCAGAGAAUUUGGACUGGAGUGGAUGGGCACAGGGGCAGAGCACAGGGCAGCCCCAGCCACCAUGAGCUGUUUGAUUUGUGUAAAUAUGAUGCUGAUUUUUAUGAGGCUGAUUUAAAGAGGGGGCACUGAUGGGUCCCAGUAGGUGACAUGACGAUUUGGGAUAGCUUGGGAUGUGAGAGUGGGGGGAACCUUCCUUUCUCAGAUCUCAAGAGACCAAUGAACCAAUCUCCCCUGACUCGGGCCCCAUACUUUAUCUGCCACUGCCUGGGGUCCUGUGUAGCCAUUGGCCACGCACUGCCAUGUCUAGAGGGUAAACAGCCUCGCUCCCACCACACGGGCUGAGCAAAAGCAGAUGGUGGUGAGGAGACACUAUCUGUGUCCGCAUCGCCUUUCCUGCUCUUCCUGCCUGUGGUAGCAGGCUGAUAUGACAGUCCCUUCCUCCAGCAGAGACCUGGCCCCUGGUUCAAGCAGCCAGCCAGUCAGAUGGAAGGGCAUAAUGUCAUCUCAGCCUGCUGGGGCUUGAUCCAAACCUGACCUAUCCCACCCACCAACCAUCUUGGUUCACGUGCAAAGUCAAAUGCCAAACGCCAGCUGGUGCUUUAUUAUUAUUUUUGGCUGAAUAAACUGGAGUGGGAUGGGUUCCAGCCAGUCAGUUGUAAUGUUUAAACCUAUCUAUUUUAUUUGUACCUGUAAAUACUGUACAGUCAGAAUAUAAAAAAUGUAUUUGUGUAUAUAUAGAUACAUAUAUAUACACACACACACACAUCUAUAUAUACACACACGCACGCACACACACACACACACACACACACACACGUAUUCUAUCAUGAGUGUACCAUAAUCUGUUGGGUGGGGGCAGGGGUCUGGAAAGCCUCGGCGGGAAGGGCAUUUAAGAUGAGACAGGGGAGGUGGAGAGCAUGGUCCAUGUGAUCCCCCCCUAGUGGAACAAUAAAGCAUUCCUACAGAUGCA
This is a messenger RNA of Balaenoptera acutorostrata (minke whale), 5051 nucleotides long. It is a transcript of the gene STARD8, whose product is annotated as StAR related lipid transfer domain containing 8. Bases 345 to 3620 code for a protein of 1091 amino acids. The record is from RefSeq and is a predicted model, not a curated record. Gene Ontology annotation, biological process: actin cytoskeleton organization; regulation of Rho protein signal transduction; signal transduction. NCBI's taxonomy places the organism in Eukaryota, Metazoa, Chordata, Mammalia, Artiodactyla, Balaenopteridae. The transcript has 16 exons. Gene Ontology annotation, molecular function: lipid binding; GTPase activator activity.